Messenger RNA from Meriones unguiculatus (Mongolian gerbil), 3814 nucleotides. RefSeq names its product potassium inwardly rectifying channel subfamily J member 16 (gene Kcnj16). The record is from RefSeq and is a predicted model, not a curated record. NCBI's taxonomy places the organism in Eukaryota, Metazoa, Chordata, Mammalia, Rodentia, Muridae. Gene Ontology annotation, cellular component: plasma membrane. Bases 425 to 1684 code for a protein of 419 amino acids. Gene Ontology annotation, biological process: regulation of monoatomic ion transmembrane transport; potassium ion import across plasma membrane. The transcript is spliced from 2 exons. Gene Ontology annotation, molecular function: inward rectifier potassium channel activity.
AAAGGAUAUUUCUCCUGGCUUUUUUGUUUUCUGUCAGCCCCCGUUGGCAAGCAUCUCUACCAUGAGUAGGCAUGGGAACCAGUUAAAGAAAGUGUCGAUUCACUCGCGUAACGCUGAGAACUCUGGCUUUUGUCUGUGCUGAAUGUGUCCGGAAAGGCAAAAAAGAGCAAGAUUCUGCUGUGGAGUUUCUCAUCUCCAUGGUGGUUGGUCCUGACAGCCUGAGAGGGUGAAGUAGGAGAGCACAGAGAAAAGAGCAUGCAAUGUGUCUGCUGUAGUCGUGUUGAAAAUGAAAAGCCCAAAGGGUCUGGCUCUGUAACAAAGGCUUUCACUAAAAAUUUAAAAUAAAAAGAACAAAAUUUAGAAUACACCUAGGAGCUUUAACUGAUAUAAAAGUCCCCUGGAUGCCCUAAAGGACCAAGAAAGAAUGAGUUACUACGGAAGUAGCUACCGAAUCGUCAAUGUGGACUCCAAAUAUCCAGGCUAUCCCCCAGAGCAUGCUGUAGCUGAGAAAAGAAGAGCGAGGAGGCGCCUGCUCCACAAAGAUGGAAGCUGUAAUGUGUACUUUAAACACAUUUUCGGAGAAUGGGGGAGCUACAUGGCAGACAUUUUCACCACUCUUGUGGAUACCAAGUGGCGCCAUAUGUUUGUAAUAUUUUCUUUGUCUUACAUUCUCUCCUGGUUGAUAUUUGGCUCCAUAUUUUGGCUCAUAGCCUUUCAUCACGGAGACCUAUUAAAUGACCCAGACAUCACGCCUUGUGUUGACAAUGUGCAUUCAUUUACGGCAGCGUUUUUAUUCUCUCUUGAGACCCAAACCACCAUAGGGUACGGUUACCGCUGUGUCACAGAAGAAUGCUCUGUGGCCGUGCUGACAGUGAUCCUUCAGUCCAUCUUAAGUUGCAUCAUAAAUACCUUCAUCAUUGGAGCAGCCUUGGCAAAGAUGGCAACUGCCCGGAAGAGAGCCCAGACCAUCCGCUUCAGCUAUUUCGCCCUCAUCGGUAUGAGAGAUGGGAAGCUUUGCCUCAUGUGGCGCAUAGGAGACUUCCGACCAAACCAUGUGGUUGAGGGCACAGUGAGAGCCCAGCUUCUCCGCUAUUCAGAAGACAGUGAAGGGCGGAUGACUAUGGCAUUUAAAGAUCUCAAGCUCGUCAAUGACCAGAUAAUCCUCGUAACCCCAGUGACAAUCGUCCACGAAAUUGACCAUGAGAGUCCUCUGUAUGCCCUUGACCGCAAGGCAGUAGCCAAAGAUAAUUUUGAGAUUUUGGUGACAUUUAUCUAUACUGGUGAUUCUACUGGGACAUCCCACCAAUCCAGAAGUUCCUACGUCCCCAGAGAAAUUCUCUGGGGCCAUAGGUUUAAUGACGUGUUGGAAGUGAAGAGAAAGUACUACAAGGUGAACUGCUUGCAGUUUGAAGGAAGCGUGGAGGUCUAUGCGCCCUUUUGCAGUGCCAAACAGCUGGACUGGAAAGAUCAACAACUCAACAACCUGGAGAAAACAUCCCCUGCACGGGGAUCCUGCACCUCAGACACCAAUGUCAGGAGGAGGUCAUUCAGCGCAGUAGCCAUUGUAAGCAGUUGUGAGAACCCAGAGGAGAGCACCACUUCCCCACCAGAUGAGGGCAAGGAAGUCCCUUACCAGAAAGCUCUCUUGACUUUAAACAGGAUCUCCAUGGAAUCCCAGAUGUAGCCCUCUUCUCUGCCUCUUACCUAAAGGCAUGAAGCUGUAAGGCAUGAUUUUUAACAAAAUGUUAGGUCUGUUCUUUGCAGCAGGAACAGAAAGUAGAGCAGGUGAGGCUUGGUAAGUCAUCGUCUGAAAAUUCUGUAGUUUUCUAAUAUUAAAAUUUGGCUUUGGUAGCAAAGUUUGUAUUGGGAAAAUCAAUUAAGAAGCUUAAUUGAUUACAAUUGGUCUCAGGAUUGCAUACACUUGCGUCUUCUCCUGAAGGUGAAAUAUUUAGGAGUGGGAGAAAAGAGGCUGAUAGAAUAAAAAAUAGAGAAACAAGUAAGCUAAAUAUUGAUAUUUAUAAAUUAAUUAUGGAAUAGAAACUUAUCACAAUAUUUCUUCACCUAAGCACCACAGAUGAGAUAUGCCUCAGCUCAGAAACAUUGAGACAAGUAAGCAAAAUCAAGCGUGGUCUGAGUUACCAUAUUUGUCUCUCAUAAAUUGACAAUGCCAUCAAGUCACAGAUUCCUUUACUUGCCUAAAUUGUUACUACUGAGUGCAGAACCAUGUGCCAGAAGAAAAGGGGACAUCAAUACUUAAAGAAGUAUUUCUCUCUUAAAUACCUUGGUUCAACCAAACAAAUGGGGGACAGAAGUGAGGCAGGCCCUGCGUGUGUGCUCCAUGGAGAAGUCUCUUGUGCUCACACUCCCACUGUCCUUAAGCAUUUAUGGAAAGGCAAGAACACAGGGGCUGGAUGCAGGAGUGAGUGACAGCUGUAUGUAUCCUCAGACCUGUGGAGAAUAGAUGCUCUUGGCUGCUGGUCCGGAGAGGCUACCGUGUGGGCUGAGAGAAAUUCAAAGAGAUAAAGCCCUUCCUGAAGGCAGGAGCCAGUGUGUGUGUGUGCGUGUGUUGGCUUGAGAUUUGGGGUAUGAACACUCUUGUGAAACAUUGUAAUGAAGUUGAUUUGAUUGUGUACUAGGGAGAUAAACUGAAUAUUAUAGGAAUGCCUAAAUUUUAGAACAGGAGAUAAAUGUGCAUUUUCUGUUUUCAUGUUAAGGGAUUAAGUUAAUUCCUGAUUAGUUGUAGCAUGAACCCGGUCUCAUACACUGUAAGCUUUAUAAACUGAAGAAUUGUCAGCUAUGGCUCAGCAUCAUUUCUGUAUUUUUUUCCACUGUUGCUAAGAAUGAAUAUAUGAUACAGCUGUUGUUUAAUUUAAACACACACACACAUUUUGCUUCUUCUGGUGAUCUCUUUCUCUUCUCCCCUUCUUCUUCUUACCCCCCCACUACACACACCCACACACACACACAGGCAUGCACGCAGACUUCCUUACUUAAAUUUAAUCUAAUAAAUAGAAUGAACUGAAUCACACAGUUCAAAAUUGCCAAGCUAAGUAAAACAAAUAGGUAUUUUCUGUCAGUUUCUUUUUUUCCUCCUGUCCCUUUCUUUCUUUGCCUCUCCCUGUUACCCAGGAUCAAUAUAAAAUACAGUGUACCUCUUCAAAUGCACAUGUGUAAAUAAAGCUUUCUUUGCUGCUGUUUCAUAAAUAAGAGAUCAGUUCAAGGGGGCAAGUUAAAAACCGCCUUGAAACACUAUCUGAGACCUAAGUCAUGUUUAACCUGCACUGCUCAGGAGUGGAGACUCUAUUAUCUAACCCAUACACCAUGUAUUUAUACACCCACACAUUCUUGCAUGCAUGUGCAAACAGAGAGAGAAAGAGAGAGAUACAGACAGAGACACACAGAGAGAAAGAGAGAGACAGAAAAAGAUAGAGGCACAUACAGAGAAUUUGGAUUUCAUAGCAGCAACUACUUGUCUAAAUUAGAAUAUUACUAUUUCCAAGCCUGAGAAUUAUCGGCAUAACACAGCUUUCCCCACCAAUCUGAAUUUGUCUCCCUAGAAGGCAGGUACAUUACAGUGCUCCCUUUGCAGUCCUCCCAUGGGGAUUGCCUUGACAAGAGCAUAGUGGGAGGGGAGCUGGAACCAUUCAUGUCUGAUUAAGCACAUUCUGGUGCGCUAUGUGUUCAAACACAGAGUGGAGUGUGUGGUUGGCAUUCAUGUGUCCCAUGCAUCUCUAAUCUUCUGUUCAGAUUUAUAAGAUGCUUUGAAAACCCCCAAUGACUUACUUAAUAAAGAUCAAAAUAGAGUGAUGCAAAA